Ramularia collo-cygni is the source of this 1857-nucleotide messenger RNA. RefSeq names its product related to D-ribulokinase. Gene Ontology annotation, biological process: carbohydrate metabolic process. NCBI's taxonomy places the organism in Eukaryota, Fungi, Ascomycota, Dothideomycetes, Mycosphaerellales, Mycosphaerellaceae. The record is from RefSeq and is a predicted model, not a curated record. Gene Ontology annotation, molecular function: kinase activity; phosphotransferase activity, alcohol group as acceptor. The transcript has 3 exons. The coding region runs from base 1 to 1857 and encodes 618 amino acids.
AUGUCCAACCAAUAUGGCUCCAUGCCAUUCCGCAACCCCAACCGACAGCAAUCUCGACAAAUGUCCGUCGACCCUCACAAUGAGCUCAACGUCGAGAAGAACCACUACAUUGGCAUUGAUGUCGGCACGGGAAGUGCUCGUGCUUGUAUCAUGAACGACAAGGGCGACAUUGUCGGUCUGGCCAGUGAGAACAUUGGCCUGUGGCAGCCAGAGACCGGUUACUACGAACAAUCGACAACCAACAUCUGGCGAUGCAUCUGCUCGUCCAUCCAGCGAGCCAUGUCCCAGCACAACAUCGAUCCCAACACCAUUCGCGGCAUUGGCUUUGAUGCCACUUGCUCCUUGACCGUCUUCAACUCCGAGACCGACGAGCCCGUCUGUGUCACGGGUCCGAAAUUCAACAAUCAAGACGGCAAUGACCGCAAUGUCAUCCUCUGGCUGGACCACCGACCUGUUGAGGAGACCAAGAAGAUCAAUGCCACCAACCACAACCUGCUGAGAUAUGUCGGUGGACAGAUGAGCAUUGAGAUGGAGAUCCCAAAGGUUCUCUGGUUGAAGAACAACAUGCCCAAGGAGUUGUUUGACAAGUGCAAGUUCUACGAUCUUGGAGAUGCUCUCACGCACAUGGCUACGGGGAGUGACGCCCGAUCAUUCUGCAGCACUGUCUGUAAGCAGGGAUACGUUCCUGUCGGCGUCGACGGCAGUGUCAAGGGUUGGCAGGAAGACUUCCUCAACGAGAUUGGCUUGAGUGAUAUCUGUGAGGAUAACUUCAAGCGAAUGGGCGGUGUUGACAAAGUGAACGGCCGCUACCUCACCGCCGGUGAGCUUGUCGGCACUCUCUCUGAAAAGGCUGGAGCCGAUAUGGGCCUCCCAGCAGGUAUUGCAGUCGGCAGUGGUGUCAUUGACGCCUACGCAGGCUGGAUCGGAACUGUAGGAGCCAAAGUCAACCUCCGCGGAGACAGCCACCUAGACGCCGACAAGCCCAAGAACGACGUCUCCCAAGCCUUUACCCGAUUGGCAGCGGUAGCAGGAACAUCCACCUGCCAUCUCGCCAUGUCCGAGAAGCCGGUGUUUGUGAAUGGAGUGUGGGGACCAUACCGUGACGUUCUCAUCCCCGACUACUGGCUCGCAGAGGGAGGGCAGUCGGCAACCGGAGAACUGCUCAAGCAUGUUGUGGAAACGCACCCAGCCUUCCAAGAAGCCAUGUCGGUAGCGGAGACGUUCAACGCCAACAUCUACGAUUACCUCAACGAGCAUCUUGCAGAAAUGCAAGAGAAGAUCAACGCCCCAAGCAUCUCCUACCUUGGCCGACACUUUUUCUUCUACGGCGACUUAUUCGGCAACCGUUCCCCCGUCGCGAACCCCGACAUGAAGGGCUCGGUGAUUGGACUCAGCAAUGAUAAAUCCAUCGAUGGACUGGCCCUGCAUUACUACGGCACGAUGGAAUUCAUCGCGUUGCAAACGCAUCAAAUCAUCGAACAGAUGAACGCUGCGGGACACGUCAUCUCGAGUAUCUUCAUGAGUGGUUCGCAAUGUCAGAACCCCGUCCUCAUGUCUCUGAUGGCCACGGCUUGCGACAUGCCGGUCUUGAUCCCACGGUACGUGCACGCGGCCGUGGUGCACGGCGCGGCGAUGUUGGGUGUCAAGGCCGCGAGCACGGACAAGGAUGGCAAGAGCGAGCCGCUUUGGGACAUCAUGGACCGGAUGAGCAAGCCUGGAAAGGCCGUCUAUCCCAACAAGGAUGAGACGGAGAAGAAGUUAUUGCAGGCCAAGUAUAAGGUGUUUUUGGAGCAGUGUGAGCAGCAGCAGGGAUACCGGAAAGAUAUCGAUGCUGUGGUGGAGGGUUGGAAGAGAUGA